Messenger RNA from Symsagittifera roscoffensis, 5055 nucleotides. RefSeq lists its product as uncharacterized. The record is from RefSeq and is a predicted model, not a curated record. Bases 1 to 5055 code for a protein of 1684 amino acids. NCBI's taxonomy places the organism in Eukaryota, Metazoa, Xenacoelomorpha, Acoela, Convolutidae. The transcript is spliced from 3 exons.
AUGCAAACGGUUGAAAGUGUGAAAUUUGAAGAGUCUGAAGUGGAAUUCAUCCCUCACGAGAUGACUAAAGCAAAGAAAACGCAAACCGAACUAAAGGUUAACAUUGUGAACGAAAAUGAUUAUCAAGUAGAAGCGGCCGUUAAUGAAAUUCAACCCGAGAAACUCGCUGAAACUUUCACAUACCUAGAAAAAUCGGCUGAUUUGGAUAAAUUAGGGGAUAUUGAAGAUCGAAGCAAUGUUCCCAGCAAGGUGCAUGAGGUUGAUGCAAUUAUUUCGGAGGAAAAAGUUUCAGUUUUUCUUUCAAACAAGGACGAAAAAGCAGAAGACGAAAUUGAAAAAUUGAAACUAGAUAAAGCGAAUGUUCACGAAGUUGAUACCAAGUAUUGCGAGCAACCCUUCGUCGAAGAAGAUGUUUUGUCGGCUAACAAAAUAAAAACGGAAGCGCCUCUUUUUGACCUGACAGAUGACCAAAACUUAGGGGAAAAGGAACUUGGAAGUGAAUUGGAUAUCAAAAUUGACGCGACGGUAGAAAAUGACGAUGUCAAGUUCCUGCACGUUACCUUGCCACGUAAAGAAGAGCCAAUAUUUGACAAUGACACUGAUGAAAGUUUUGCCGAUGAAACAAAUGUUGGCUGGAUAAUAACAGAAGGUAUGUCUGAUAGUUUUGAGAAUGUGAAACUUACAGUCGACUCGCAGAAUGAAGAAUUUAACUCAGAGAUGGAGCCAGACAAAAUGCAAUCCGAAAUAACAGUCAGCACACUGAAAGAGGAAGAUAAUCAAAUGGAAGCUCUUUCUGAAAUCGAACCAGAGACACCUGAUAAAACAGUUUUAGCUGAUGAAACACUGCAUGGCUUAAAUAAAUUAGACGAGAGUGAGGAUCGAACCCAUGUUCCCAGCAACGUACAUCAGAUUGAAGAAACUGUUUCAGAUGAAAAUAUUUUAGUUCUUCCAUUAAUUACGGACGAACAAGCAGAUGACGAAACUGAGAAAUCCAUACUAGAUAAAGCGAACAUUCACGAAGUUGAUACCAAGUAUUGCGAGCAACCCUUCGUCGAAGAAGAUGUUUUGUCGGCUAACAAAAUAAAAACGGGAGCGCCUCUUUUUGACCUGACAGAUGACCAAAACUUAGGGGAAAAGGAACUUGGAAGUGAAUUGGAUAUCAAAAUUGAUGCGACGGUAGAAAAUGACGAUGUCAAGUUCCUGCACGUUACCUUCCCACGUAAAGAAGAGCCAAUAUUUGACAAUGACACUGGUGAAAGAUUUGACCAAGAAACAAAUAUCGACUGGACAAUGACUGAGGGGAAGUCAGAUAGUUUUGAGGAUGUUCAACUAACUUUCGACUCACAGAAUGCAGAGUUUCUGGAGAUUCACCAGCAGAUGGAAGGGGUUGAAGAGCUAAGUUGCGGUGGUUCGGCCAAAGCGAAACAGAUUCCUGGAAAAGAAAGUCAAGAAAUACUAGAUAAAGCUUCUAAUGAAUCAACAGUUGCCCAAACGUUUCCCGCAACAGAAAAAACAGCAGAUGAAACUUGCGAGCAAAAUAUACCGAAUGAAGGCGUUUCUUCAAUUGCAUCAAUUUCGAUUGAAACUCGAAAAGAAGAAAAUGAAAGCUUCAAAGUCUUGAAUACAGCAGUUGAAACUGAUCCCGUGAAGGGCGACCAUUCAGCCGAACCAAACUUAACAGAAAUUGGUGAAGUAUCUGGCCUAGUUCUGGAGUCCAGAAAAGUUGAAAGGGAUACGAGUCUGGAACAAGCUGUGACAGUAGCAAACAAACAUGUACGCGGAUUUUGUGUCGAAAGAAAUUUAUCAUCGGGUGAUAUUGAAGACAUGGAAAUUGAAAACGAAAAAACUGCAGAGAUCGAAACAGUCCCAGAUGAAACUCCACUGAAAUCAAGGGGUCUAAGUGGAGCCAAAAUUAGCUUAAAUGAAGUUAUUCUUGAGCCUGUAUCUGAUGAAGCAAUCGAAAAGGUGGACGAGCAACCGCUUACAAAUGAACAGCUAGAUGAAAGAAAGAAGAAUUUUUUGUCGGCAGAGAAAAUCCCUCAAUCUGGUUUUGAAAACGACGAACUUAAAGAUGACAUGCAUCCAGAAAUGGAAACCGCAGAAGGUGAAAUGCCUAAGUCGAGAUUCCUCAGUGGAUCUAAAAACAAAAUAGUUUCUGAGCGUGAUCAAGAUAUAGCGCAAGAUGAUCUUCUUGGUGUCAAAUCAGAAAAACUAGAAGACGCUGAAAAGCUAAAAAGAGGCUUGAGUGCGGUUGAAAUCAAUCAAGUUGCUGAUGUCGAUGAUACGAAAGUACCCGAUGAUUUUGAAAUAGCUACAGUUGGCGAUGUUUCUGAGACUCGUAAACUGAGAGGUUUGAGUUCCGUAGAGAUACUAACUGGACGUGCUUCCGACGACGAGGAAAUCCGGGACUCGGAACCGGAUUUUGAAGAGGAGCCGAAGCCUGGAAUGCCCUCGCGAUUCUUGACAUCUCAAGUUUUCCAUCCCACAGUUUUCCCAGACGAAGAAACUGAGUUGUUGUCCUCAGACCCUCGUCAAGGUUACAAACGGGUCGUAGAAAUGCGACCUCUCAAAGAUGCCACAAUACAGAAUAUUCACGAGAUCAACAAAAAGUUUUACCACUUGUCUGUCAAACGCAUAAAAGAGCAAGGCGAAAUUGUCGUUGAAUAUCGACGUUAUGGACUCGACGCAGUGGAAGUCCAUGAAGUGAAGCCUGGAGCCGAUUACUUUCUGGAAAACCCGCAGCAGUUCAUUGAAGUGUCAAGGGAAGACGUGAAAGGUGAAGAAAGUUCGCAAUUGACACGAUACUACAAACACGAUGACCCUGAACUGGUCAGAUUCCUGAGCCAGAGUGGUCUCUCGAACCCUUCCGACCUCUCUAGGGUUUCAAAAGAAGUGGAAUACUUGACGAAAGAGCCAACGAAAUUCGAAGUCUCGGGGUUUUUAAAAGGAUGUCUUGAGUACUAUCUUAAUGAAAAUUCAGAAUAUGAUGUUUUUGUCAAGUUUUCAACUGUUGACAGUAAAAACGAAGAAGCGAUUGAAAUGCGUCGCUAUCGGUCAACUAAAGCCGAGUUCAGACUCCUAGAACCCUCCGAGACCGUACCGUCGUUAGAUUUUGUUCGAUUUGAAACUGAUUUCUAUGAAACUUCUCUGGUGUUUGUCCUUAAGAGCGGCAAAACUGUACACGUAAAACGAUGGAGUAACUUCAACGAUGAACUGUUAAAUAAACUAGUUCAAUUAGACUUCUCAAUGCAGAAGGAUGAUCUAAUUCUCGGAAAAACGGUGAGCAAAUCAAAGAAAGUAGAGGUCUUCAAUGACUUUCUGAUGAAUUUCAUGCCUCAUGAAAUUGAAUACGAACCUUGUCAAGUCGAGGUUGAAAUCACGAAAGUUAUUGGCGUUAAAGUCACUGAGACUAUGCAGAGCGAAAAUGAAUUGCAGAAAACAGAAGUGGAAAUUUUCAAACUGGCUGAAGAUGACAAUUUACAGGUGUCCCGACAUACGUUUUUCACACCUUCGCCGACAAUUUUGACACUGAGUCAAAAGAACUUAAUUCACAAACAAAGAGGGGAGUCUAAAGUAUUGGGAUCCAUUUUAGAGCUCAAGAAGCAAUUAGUUGAUGGAAGUGGAAGAUCUAUUACAAAUACGACCAGAAUAAUAAACCCUGACGAAACUAUUUUUAACUCCGAGGACGUACGGCCUCUGACGUCAUUUUUGCCCGAGUCUUCAAUAUUUGACAAGCUAUCAAUGGCUGCCGACUUGGACCCGGCUCCGAAAUUCUUGCAUACUUGUCAAAUAGACGAAUGUCCGUCUGUCGAAUUCCAGGAUCCCGAAAUGGUUCUGAAGUUCUCGGAAAAGAACCGAUUCUCAUUUGAAGAAAAUUUCGAUUCCUCGGGAAAAGGAGAAAGAACAAUCGUGAGUCAGUCAGAAAACCGAAAUGAAAGCUUCGCGCUCUGUCGAAACUACAACUGCAAAAUUCAGAAAGUUCUGAUCAAUCGGACGACUGCAAACUAUGACGAAAAAAUAGUUGAAUUCUCGUUUGUAACCAAAGACAGAAAUGAUGUCUCUAAGCGAAAUACUUACUGGAUUCCAAUUGAUAGCAAAGAUUUGCCCGAGUUUUUCCGAAACAAAGUCCCACUCAAAAAAUCAUCGGUAGGCUGUUUUUUCAAUUUGCCGACCGGCGAUGAAAUGUCUCCUUUGAGCAAGCUAAUGAACAUAAAAUCAGCGCCCACUGCGACUGAGUUAAUUCAUCAUUUGUCAGCUAUUGACAUUGAGCGGUUUGAAAAACUGGACCAAAAUGAACUGGCGCCUAGUUUAAACGAGUUCACGGCCUGUGUUCAAAUUAGACAUCUAGGAUCCAUAUCAAUUUAUGAAACGUUCGAUGGAAAGUCGAGGUACUUAGUUGUCCACAGGGAAUGUCUUGAGAAUGAAGAGAAGUUUUUAAUGACAUCAUACUACAAAACAAAAGCACCACUAGUGAGAAAAUUAACAAAGUCGAAUUCCAUACAGAGACUUUUAGGAGGCCUUGCAAGUCCUGAGAGGAAGAAAAAAGAAGACGACGCUCCAAAGGCGUCCAAAAUGUUCCUGGCUUUACAGGCGGAAGAGGAACCAUUGGCUAGACCUAAGAAACUUGAUUUGACUCAAAGUGCGUUCCCUCCUAGAGUGCAAUCAGUUGAAAUUACUUCCAAGAAAACGGAAAACAAUGAAAAAUCUGUCAAAUUUGAUGAGAAGAUUGAAAAUAAAGAGAUUGUUGAAGCAUGCGAUACGCCAACUAUUGGCAUCACCGUGAAACAAAUGAAAACUCCAGAGCCUGAAUCAAAGUUUGUUCUCUUGGAGAAAACUGUCGUGGAUGAAAAUAGCGGUAAGCCUCAAGUCCAACGCAAAAAAUACUCAGUUGACGAUUCAAGAUUGCUAAGCGAGAUCCAACAAGACCCGAAUGCGAUCGUUGUUCCAUAUGACGAAAAAGCCGAGCAAAAUCGAAAGAUCAAAAGCGAAUCUGGAAUUAAUAGACUGGACAAGCGAACAUCUGGAUCAGGGUCCAAAACCAAAAGCACCCGUUGA